CCCUUCUUCAUUUCUCCUCCACUCCUUUCUUCUUCUCUGCCAUCGAUUCUUUCAGGAAAAGAAUGUUGAGUUCUACUUUUCUGCCAUCGCUGCUGCGUAUCUCUGGUAUCUCUAAGUUCUGCCCAUCGCUGCUGCUGCAUCAAGUCAUCGCAAAUGUUGAAGAGUUGUCGUCGCCGUCCUCCCUCUGUUGCCAGCACCAAUGAUCAUCCCAGUUUCUGUCGCUGCUUCGCCUGGUUGCUAUCGCUGGUCAUUUUUUCCUCCAUUUAAUAAUACAAAUGAAGUAAAUUCAUUUCCACAAGUAAAGAAUAAUCUUGCAGCUUUGCUGGCUUUAUGUUGGUAUUGGGCUUCUGAUGGAGCGGGAUCAAAGUUUUUUGUUCUUCUGGAAAUGGGAGCUACCCUCUUUGUGGACAUCAUCAUAUGUGGAAUUGCUCCAACUCAUAUCAGCCUCAUCUUCCAACAAACAUGAUGUGGCCAAACUCCCCAUCAUUUGUCAAUGGCUUGCAUAAUAAUCCCCCUAUGCAACUGCAUGGACUUCCUAGAGCAUCAUCUCAUAUGCUGAACAUAGUUCUACCAAUACAUCACCAUGUUGGAUCAGCACCAACUAUAGAAGCUUGACGAAGAACAUGGCUAUAGUCUUCAAUUGCCUUCAUUUAGAAAAUCUAAACAAUAAACUAAAAUAGGAUCAGCACCAUGCAUAAUAAUCACCAAUGUAGAAGCUUGAUGAAGAACGUGACUAUAGUCUUCGAUUGCUGCAAGGAUCCAACCACUAGUUAAUGCAGUGGACAAACUAGCAAACUUGGCAGGUUUCAAGCCAGUAGAAAGUGAGAAUUCCAAUCAGAGCCAACGCACCAAGGAACCUACUUCAGAAUGCCAAAAUCAUGAAGCCCUGAAGGUUCUUCAAUAGGUCUAGGUUCUAAAUGGUUAACUUAGCGGGGGUCUACCAUGUGUACCAACACAAGAGGAGAUUGUACCCUCUGAGAGAAGAAGAAGAAGAAGAAGAAGAAGAAGAAAGAAGAAACAGAGAAAAAAAACCCUGAAAUCUAUGUAUUGACAAGUAUUUUAUAUGAGACCAUAAACAAAAAAAGAAUGUAUGUGAAU
Messenger RNA from Nelumbo nucifera (sacred lotus), 1098 nucleotides. Lineage: Eukaryota; Viridiplantae; Streptophyta; Magnoliopsida; Proteales; Nelumbonaceae. The record is from RefSeq and is a predicted model, not a curated record.